CAAAUAAUAAUAAUUAUUAUUAUAAUUUUAAGUUUAAUUUACGAAUGUGUUACAACUACAACAAAAAAAUUCCAAGUAUUUUUUAUGUUUUAUUCUACAAAAGCAAUAAAUUGUUUAAAUAAUUUAUGCAAAUGUUACUAAUACCACAGAAAUCAAGACCCCAAGGGGCAAAACAUCAUCAACAUUCGCUGCUGUUGCUGCUGUCCCCUAAGUUGUGGAUUAGUUUAGUUGUAAUUUUAUUAAUCUGUUUGGAUGUCAAUUGUUAUGAAAAAAUUUAUAGUCAAAUUGAAAAGCAAAGAUACGAUGGCUGGUAUAAUAAUUUAGCACAUCCCGAUUGGGGUUCUGUAGAUAGUCACUUGGUGCGCAAAGCACCGCCUUCAUAUUCAGAUGGCGUUUACGCUAUGGCCGGUUCAAAUCGACCCUCGACCAGACGAUUGAGUCGUUUGUUUAUGGGUGGUCGUGAUGGUCUUGGCUCAAAAUUCAAUCGUACUGCCCUAUUGGCCUUUUUCGGUCAAGUUGUAGCCAAUGAGAUUGUUAUGGCAUCCGAAUCGGGUUGCCCCAUAGAAAUGCAUCGCAUUGAAAUCGAUAAAUGUGAUGAAAUGUAUGAUAAAGAAUGUCGUGGUGAUAAAUAUAUUCCGUUUCAUCGUGCGGCCUACGAUCGCAACACAGGCCAGAGUCCCAAUGCUCCCAGAGAACAAAUAAAUCAAAUGACUGCCUGGAUAGAUGGUAGUUUUAUAUAUAGUACAUCGGAGGCCUGGUUAAAUGCCAUGCGUUCGUUUCACAAUGGCACUUUGCUAACCGAUAAAAGUGGCAAAAUGCCAGUUAAGAAUACCAUGAGAGUACCGCUAUUUAAUAAUCCAGUGCCGAAUGUCAUGAAGAUGUUAAGUCCUGAAAGAUUAUUUUUAUUAGGAGAUCCCAGAACUAACCAAAAUCCGGCUAUGCUUUCCUUUGCUAUACUCUUUUUACGCUGGCACAAUACCCUGGCGCAGCGCAUAAAGCGUGCUCAUGCCGAUUGGACCGAUGAGGAUAUUUUCCAACGUGCACGUCGCAUGGUCAUUGCCACUUUACAGAAUGUUAUUAUGUAUGAAUAUUUGCCAGCAUUUUUGGGUUCUGAAAUUCCUCCCUAUGAGGGUUAUAAUCGCGAUAUACAUCCCGGCAUAGGUCAUAUAUUUCAAGCUGCUGCCUUCCGUUUUGGUCAUACCAUGAUACCGCCGGGUAUUUAUAGACGUGAUGCUAGUUGUAAUUACAAGAAAACACCCAUGGGUUAUCCGGCUAUACGUUUGUGUUCAACUUGGUGGGAUUCGAGUGACUUUCUCACCGAUACCACCAUCGAAGAGAUUCUAAUGGGCCUUUCUUCACAAAUAUCCGAACGUGAAGAUCCUGUACUCUGUUCUGAUGUACGUGAUAAACUGUUUGGACCUAUGGAAUUUACACGACGCGAUUUGGGAGCCUUAAAUAUUAUGCGUGGUCGUGAUAAUGGUCUACCAGAUUAUAAUAGUGCUCGAGAAGCUUUCGGCCUGCAAAGACGCAACAAUUGGACUGAUAUAAAUCCUGAACUUUUUGCUAAACAACCCGAUCUUUUGAAUAUGUUGAUCUCAGCCUACGAUAACCAAUUGGAUGAUGUAGACGUAUAUGUGGGUGGCAUGUUAGAAUCCUAUGGACAGCCUGGUGAAUUAUUUAGUGCCGUUAUUAAGGAACAAUUUCAACGUUUAAGAGAUGCCGAUCGUUUUUGGUUCGAAAAUGAUCGUAAUGGUAUUUUUACGAAAGAGGAAAUUGAAGAGAUCCGUAAAAUACGAAUGUAUGAUAUUAUUGUUAAUAGUACCGAUAUAAAUGAGAAUGAUAUACAGGAGGAUGUGUUCAUGUGGCAUGAGGGUGAUCCUUGUCCUCAGCCUAUGCAGUUAAAUGCUACCGAAUUAGAACCUUGCACCUAUCUAGAGGGUUAUGAUUACUUUUCGGGUUCGGAGUUGAUGUUUAUCUAUGUUUGUGUCUUCUUGGGCUUUGUGCCCAUUCUAUGUGCUGGAGCCGGUUAUUGUGUGGUCAAACUACAAAAUAGUAAGAGAAGGAAAUUGAAAAUACGCCAGGAAGCUUUGAGAGCACCUCAACACAAAGGUUCAGUAGAUAAAAUGUUGGCCCGAGAAUGGUUGCAUGCCAAUCAUAAGCGUUUGGUUACGGUCAAAUUUGGACCAGAGGCUGCCAUCUAUACUGUAGAUCGUAAGGGUGAAAAGCUACGCACUUUCAGUUUGAAAACUGUAGAUGUGGUAACUGUUGAAGAAUCGGCGCAUAAUCACAUUAAAAAGAAGCCUUAUAUUCUCUUAAGAGUACCUAAUGAUCAUGAUUUGGUCUUGGAGCUAGAAUCUUAUGGGGCACGCCGAAAGUUUGUUAAAAAACUAGAAGACUUUUUAAUUUUACAUAAAAAAGAAAUGACUUUGGUAGAAGUAAAUCGUGAUAUGAUGUUGGCCGGAGCUGAAACUCGUGAAAGAAGACAAAAACGUUUGGAAUAUUUCUUCCGUGAGGCAUAUGCCUUAACAUUUGGCCUAAGACCGGGAGAAAGACGUCGCAGAUCUGAUGCCUCUACCGAUGGCGAAGUAAUGACAGUCAUGCGUACUUCCCUUUCGAAAGCUGAAUUUGCGGCUGCUCUGGGCAUGAAACCCAACGACAUGUUUGUUCGCAAAAUGUUUAAUAUCGUAGAUAAAGAUCAAGAUGGUCGCAUUAGCUUCCAGGAAUUUUUAGAAACAGUUGUUCUCUUUUCACGUGGCAAAACCGAUGAUAAACUUCGUAUCAUUUUCGAUAUGUGCGACAAUGAUCGCAAUGGUGUCAUUGACAAGGGCGAACUAAGUGAAAUGAUGCGUUCUUUGGUGGAAAUUGCUCGUACCACUAGUUUGGGUGAUGAUCAGGUAACCGAAUUAAUUGAUGGCAUGUUCCAGGAUGUGGGUUUGGAACACAAAAAUCAUCUCACCUAUCAAGAUUUCAAACUUAUGAUGAAAGAAUAUAAGGGUGAUUUUGUGGCCAUUGGUUUAGAUUGUAAAGGAGCUAAACAAAAUUUCCUAGACACUUCAACAAAUGUGGCACGCAUGACUUCAUUCAAUAUUGAGCCAAUGCAAGAGAGACCCCGCCAUUGGAUGCAAGAGAAAUGGGAUAGUUAUAUAACAUUUUUAGAGGAGAAUCGUCAGAAUAUCUUCUAUCUGUUCUUGUUUUAUGUCAUAACGAUUGUUUUGUUUGUCGAACGUUUUAUACAUUACUCCUUUAUGGCUGAACAUACGGACUUGAGACAUAUUAUGGGUGUUGGUAUUGCCAUCACUAGAGGAUCUGCGGCUUCACUAUCAUUCUGCUAUUCACUGCUAUUACUUACUAUGUCAAGAAAUCUUAUAACAAAACUUAAAGAAUUUCCCAUACAACAAUAUAUACCGCUGGAUUCUCAUAUACAAUUUCAUAAAAUUGCUGCCUGUACUGCUCUAUUCUUUUCGGUGCUACAUACAGUGGGUCAUAUAGUGAAUUUCUAUCAUGUAUCCACACAAUCACAUGAAAAUCUUCGAUGUUUAACAAGAGAAGUACACUUUGCCUCCGAUUAUAAGCCUGAUAUAACAUUUUGGUUAUUCCAAACAGUAACAGUCUUCCAGUAUAUUUGCGAAAAUCACUUCCAACGUCUAUCGAAAACUUCGAUAUUUACUGGUCUCAAGGCUGUUAAUCAUUUUGGAAGACCAGAUAUGUCUAGUUUCUUAAAAUUUGUACAAAAGAAACAUUCUUAUGUCUCAAAAAUUGGUGUAUUUUCUUGUGGUCCACGACCCUUAACAAAGAGUGUUAUGUCUGCCUGUGACGAGGUCAAUAAGACUAGAAAACUACCAUACUUUAUACAUCACUUUGAAAAUUUCGGUUAAUUUUUUUUUUUUUUUGUAUAUUUAACCAAAAU
Messenger RNA from Lucilia cuprina (Australian sheep blowfly), 3907 nucleotides. RefSeq names its product dual oxidase (gene Duox). The coding region runs from base 126 to 3875 and encodes 1249 amino acids. NCBI's taxonomy places the organism in Eukaryota, Metazoa, Arthropoda, Insecta, Diptera, Calliphoridae. The transcript is spliced from 9 exons. The record is from RefSeq and is a predicted model, not a curated record. Gene Ontology annotation, biological process: response to oxidative stress. Gene Ontology annotation, molecular function: peroxidase activity; calcium ion binding; heme binding.